Hibiscus syriacus is the source of this 729-nucleotide messenger RNA. RefSeq names its product 40S ribosomal protein S19-3-like. The record is from RefSeq and is a predicted model, not a curated record. The transcript has 4 exons. Gene Ontology annotation, molecular function: RNA binding; structural constituent of ribosome. Bases 122 to 553 code for a protein of 143 amino acids. Gene Ontology annotation, biological process: ribosomal small subunit assembly; translation. Gene Ontology annotation, cellular component: ribosome; cytosolic small ribosomal subunit. Lineage: Eukaryota; Viridiplantae; Streptophyta; Magnoliopsida; Malvales; Malvaceae.
AACCCUAAUUCGUUAUAUAUAUAGUGUGUGUGUUUUCCUUCUACCGAUCUGCCGGAAACACGUAUCGCAAGCUGCGAAAGGAGUGAUCGCUGCAGCGGUAGAUAUCAUAAAAAGAGUGAAAAUGGAGGCAGCAAGAACUGUUAAGGACGUUUCCCCCCACGAAUUUGUCAAGGCUUACGCUGCCCAUCUCAAGCGCUCCGGCAAGAUUGAACUUCCACCAUGGACUGAUAUUGUGAAGACUGGUAAACUGAAGGAGCUUCCUCCCUAUGACCCUGAUUGGUACUAUGUCAGAGCUGCUUCCAUGGCUAGGAAAAUAUACUUGAGGGGAGGUCUUGGUGUUGGUGCCUUUAGAAGGAUUUAUGGAGCGGCUAAGAGAAAUGGAAGUCGUCCCCGCCAUUUCUGCAAGAGCAGUGGUUCUGUUGCUCGACACAUUCUCCAGGAAUUGGAGAAUAUCAACAUCGUUAACAUUGAUCCUAAAGGUGGUAGGAGAAUCACAUCAAAUGGCCAGCGGGAUAUGGACCAAGUGGCUGGAAGGAUUGCAGUUGCCAUCUGAGAAAUUUCAAUCAACGUUUUUCAUGUUGCUGAAAUGUAGCAGUUUGAAAAGAGUCUUAAUUAUUUUUCUUUUCGGCAUAUUGAGAUUUGAAUUUUUAUUUUAUAAAUUUAAAGAACAAUAUGUUGGCAAUGACCAUUAGUUUUUAUUUGAAUUGAAAACUGCUAUCUUGAAUAUCC